Messenger RNA from Photinus pyralis (common eastern firefly), 1858 nucleotides. Its product is annotated as venom carboxylesterase-6-like. The transcript is spliced from 9 exons. Lineage: Eukaryota; Metazoa; Arthropoda; Insecta; Coleoptera; Lampyridae. The record is from RefSeq and is a predicted model, not a curated record. The coding region runs from base 114 to 1784 and encodes 556 amino acids.
UUUUAUGUAAGACAGUUCUUUGUACUAAUUGAACACAACAUCCAUUAGUCAUUAAUUCAUCUAAUUUAUUAUUUGUUCAAAUACGUUUUUGGAACUAGACGCGCUUACUCAACAUGUUCAGUUUCUUGCUAGUUGUUCUGUACGCAAGAGGAUUUGUAGCUGAAAAUGGGCCAUUUGUCCUGACUUCUUUAGGUCCAAUAAGAGGAUUCUAUAAGUCAUCAUUUCAUGGUCGUAAAUUUUCGGCAUUUGAGGGAAUUCCAUAUGCAAAACCCCCGGUCGGCGAUUUACGAUUUGAGCCGCCUCAAAAUGCGUCGCCUUGGAAUGGUGUAUUAAACGCCAAUAAACAGUACAUCUGCAUGCAAUUGGAAAACGCAAUGAUUACCGAUGAUGCUACCAUAGGCACCGAGGAUUGUCUGUACUUAAAUGUUUACGUACCUAAAACACAAAUUUCGACCGACGACAAUUAUGACGUAAUAGUUAAUAUUCAUGGAGGAGCGUUUAUGUUUGGAUCCAGUACAUCAUACGCAGGUCCCUGUCCGUUAAUGGACCGCGAAAUAAUUUAUGUGAACAUAAAUUAUCGCGUAGGUCUUCUAGGGUUUUUAAGCACCGAAGAUAAUGUCGUACCUGGAAACAAUGGAUUGAAGGACCAGCAACAAGCCCUUAAAUGGGUACAAACGCAUAUAAAGCAAUUUGGUGGUAAUCCAAAAUCAGUAACUCUCAUGGGGGCGUCAGCUGGUGGAGCUGCGGUCCAUUUGCAUUAUUUCUCCCCGAAAUCCAAAGGUUUGUUCCAUAGAGGUAUAUCUCAAAGUGGAACUGCCCUGAUGUCGUGGGCCAUUCAGGACGGUGCCGCGCAGAAAGCAAGAAAGCUGGCAACGAUUUUGAACUGCGAAGAUUCGAAUACACAAACUUUCAUUAAGUGCCUGAAAGGCGUACCUGCAGAUAAACUCGUGAAACAAACGAAAUUGUUUUACCAGGUUGCGCGAUUGCCAGUUUCGCCCUUUGCGCCCGUUGUAGAAGUAGAGUCGGAGUCAUCUUUUCUAACAAAACAUCCGUACAAGCAGCUGGAAGACAGUGAGGUGAACGAUAUCCCUUGGUUGACAUGGGUUACAAAGGACGAAGGAAAUUUAGUAUCUAUUAUUCUGAACAAAAAUCUAAAUGAAGUGGAAACACACUGGGCAGCAUGGGCUGAACAUUUAUUUGAUUAUGAAUACGUUUGCUUGGAAACGAAAAAGCAUGACGUGUCUGAACGGAUUAAAUCGUUUUAUUUUCAAAAUGAACAAAUGCCUAAACGUUACACCAGUUUAUUGCUUAAGAGCUUUGGCGAUAGAUUAAUUAAUGUCGGCUUUGAAACUGCAGUUCAAAUGCAGGUGAAAGUUACAAAUUCAUCCGUAUAUGCAGCCAUUUACGGUUACAAUGCGGGUGUUACUCUCAGUACAAUUUUUGGAGUGGGCUUGGAAGGGACCACGCAUGGUGACGACACAUUGCUUUUACAUGGCAUAGACGCAAUUCAAUCAAUGUUUCCACACAUACAAUUUUCCAAAAACGACGUUUUAAUGAAGGAUACGUUACUUGACCUUCUUACAUCAUUUGUAAUCAACGGCAAACCACAAUGCAGGGGAGUGGAGUGGAAGCCGUUAACCUCUAAGAGUUACCAAUAUUUACUCAUUAACAAUAGCGAUAAUAUUAGUAUGUCAGAAAUACCCGAAUUAAGCCCAAAGGGGUUUUGGGAGGGUUUGAAUUUACGGGAAAAUAAACUAUUUUCGGAAAAACUACCAACUUUGUAGUGGACAUUGUGCUUACAGUUGAAUAAGUUCUUUUCUUAGUCACAGACAAGUUAUUCGUCAAUAAAUGUAUUGAU